Doryrhamphus excisus (bluestripe pipefish) is the source of this 4535-nucleotide messenger RNA. It is a transcript of the gene ret, whose product is annotated as ret proto-oncogene receptor tyrosine kinase. Gene Ontology annotation, molecular function: calcium ion binding; ATP binding; transmembrane receptor protein tyrosine kinase activity. Lineage: Eukaryota; Metazoa; Chordata; Actinopteri; Syngnathiformes; Syngnathidae. The record is from RefSeq and is a predicted model, not a curated record. Gene Ontology annotation, cellular component: plasma membrane; signaling receptor complex. Gene Ontology annotation, biological process: protein phosphorylation; homophilic cell-cell adhesion; multicellular organism development.
CGUGAUCAAACCUCCAUAGCGUGAGGAAAUGAGACGUCACAUUUGUGUCGUUUUUAGUGGACUCAAACAAUGAGUCACCCUGGUGGUACAACCCAAAGAUGGAUCCAUCCAAUCAGUCAAGUCUGAUUACUUACUUUCUGUUGGCUUCGGUCUUGGGGAGAAAUUCAAUUUAUGUUUGCUGUUUAAAUAUCUUUUACUCCCGCUGGUUAACAACUGGGGGCAAUUUGGGGGGCCAAUGAAGCUAGCAUGUUUUUGGAAUGGGGGAGGAAACUGUAGAAAAGCCACGCAUGCACGGGGAGAACAUGCUAACUCAUGCUAACAUGGAGAUGGCCCAGGGUGGAAUUGCAGUUUUUCAAAAAUAAUCCAUAAAUUAUUGCUGUUUUGUGGUUGACUAUGGCCAAGUAUUAGUAAAAAUAUAUAGAAAUAGAAGUAAUAUGCGGUAUUGUGGUCAGUAGGCGUCAGUAAUGACAUGACGUUAGAUUCCAUGGCCUUCCACGCUGGAGCUAUCUGCCAUGGCUGAGAUGGAAUUCCAAAAAGGUUUUCCUUUCAUUCAGUGUUUCAUACUGCAGGAGCUGAAGGACUGUACUUCCCUCAGAAUGAGUACAAGGAGACCAUCUACAUCGGCCAGCCAGCAGGGAGCAAAGUCCUCCAGGUCCACGCCAUGCUGGACGGCGAGUUGGAGCAGCCGCACUUCUACCUGUGCUGGUUCAGUGCGGUCAAACGACCCGCUUACAGUUCCUGGUUCAACAUGGACAUCAACACUGGAGUGUUGUCCUUGAACAAAACCUUGGAGGAGAACGACUUUGCCUUUCAAUAUAACCCUCUAUGGUCCGUGAAGAAGCUGGCCCUCCAGGUUAUGGUGCUCCCUAAGUUCACCAAAAAGUCCCUGUGCAUCACUCGGAACAACCCUCGCAUCAUCCUGGACUUUGUCAACGCCACGAUGCCCCAAUGUGCGCAGACCGACAUGACAGAGCUCUGCUUCCCUCACCGAGACACGUUCAAACCACACAUCAUGGAGAACAGGUUCCCGGGGGCCAUCAUGCAGCUUCAGCGUCUCACCAGACACAACGUCUGCCCCAACUACACCAUCUCGUACAGCGUGGAGUCAGAGACGCCCGCCCCCUUUGCUGUGAACCAGAACACCUCGGAGCUGGUGGUGACUGCAGCUUUGGACCGGGAGGAGAGUGAACGUUACAGACUCCUGCUGGUUUGCACAGUCCGGACAGAGACCGCCAUCACUACGCUGGACACGCCUCUGGACGUUUUUGUUUAUGACGAGGAUGAUAACGCGCCCUAUGUGAACGGAACGGAGGCAGCAGAUGUUAUCAUCAGCUUCAAUCGGACCAUUGGUGGCACCUUUGGAAAAUUGUCGGUUUUUGACAGGGAUCUGACCUCCAGCUAUGCCACAGACCAGAGUAGGUAUGUUGAGACCUUGCUCAACACCGAUCCAUGGACGAGGGAAACAUUCCGUAUAAAAAGCAGCUUCAGCGAAAAGAAAGCUGCUGGGAACGGCGUCAGGGAGACCAUUCAUAGCUAUCAGCUGGUCCUCAAGAGGAACCUGCUGGUGACGGAGAAUCGCAGCGUGCAGCUGGACUACCUGGUCAAUGACACCACCUACCCUGGUCUAGAGGGAACCGUGUUGCUUCGCUUCAACGUCACCAUCCUUCCCGUCCGCAUCGACUUUGACAACAUCACCCACAUCUUCACGCUCACACGCAGGGCUUCACUCUACGCUCAGGUCGGAAGAGUCUGUGUGGAAAACUGCCAGCAGUUUGAUGGUUUCAGGAUCACUUACCGGCUCAAGCUGCCCGAUAAGAACAUCUCUGCCGAGGAGCUGUCCUGCUACGCCGCCAUCAGCAUCACGCAGGAACCCGGGGAGAUGUGGGGGCUGCUCUACGUCAACGACUCGGCGCCGCUGCCAAAGCCGGAAUGCCAGGAUCUGCAGUACGUCGUCGUAGCUCAGGAGGAGCACACGCAGAUGGAGGCCAGCACCCACAUCCAAAUCCUUGUGGAUGGUGAAGGAAAGCAGGAUGGCCAGGAGAGCCAGCAGUUCCCGUCCUGUGCGGAGAACAGACGGCGAGGAGACUGCGAGUCCACUCGAGGCUUGGGGGCGACCAGUGGGCGGUGCCAGUGGAGGCAGGGCACUGAAAAAGGGAUUUCUGAGAAUUACUCCACCUGCUCACCCGACCUGCGCUCAUGUCCCGAUAGCUUUUGUGAUGCUAUUGAAAGCAAAGAUGCAUCCAUAUGCCCGCAGGACUGUACAAAAGAGACGGUCAUCGGAGGUCAUGAACUGGGCCUGAGGAACGGGAUCCAGGCGGGCUACGGGACCUGCUACUGCUACACCGAGAGAUGCUUCUGUGAGAAGGAAGAUAUCGAAGAGGUGAUAUGCGACGACAUGUGUAAGACCGUCAUCGCCACGGCCCUGCUCCUCUCCUUCAUCGUCUCCAUCCUGCUGUCGUCAUACUUCAUCCACCGCUACCACAAGAAGUCGCCCAAGGCCCCCAUAGCGUCCGCUGAGAUGACCUUCCGCCGGCCCGCCCAGGCCUAUCCGAUCAGCUUUCCCGCCAACAACCUACGCCGAGGCUCGCAGGAAUCCAUCGAGACUGACACCUUCAAAAUACCCGAGGACCCCAAGUGGGAAUUCCCUCGGAAAAACCUGGUACUCGGCAAGACUUUGGGCGAAGGAGAGUUUGGAAAAGUUGUCAAGGCAACGGCGUUCAGGCUGAAGGGGAAAGCAGGUUACACCACCGUGGCUGUGAAAAUGCUCAAAGAAAACGCCUCCCACAGCGAGCUACGAGACCUGCUGUCAGAGUUCACGUUACUCAAGCAAGUCAACCAUCCUCACGUCAUUAAGAUGUACGGAGCCUGCAGUCAGGACGGUCCGUUAUAUCUCAUCGUGGAAUAUGCCAAGUACGGGUCACUUCGCAACUUCCUUCGCGAGAGCCGGAAAGUUGGGCCGAGCUUCAUGGGACGGGAUGCCAACCGAAACUCCAGCUACCUGGAGAACCCGGACGACCGGGCGCUCACCAUGGGUGACCUGAUCUCCUUUGCGUGGCAGAUAUCCAGAGGCAUGCAGUAUCUUGCCGAGAUGAAGCUGGUUCACAGGGACCUCGCCGCACGAAACGUGCUGGUGGCAGAGGGACGCAAGAUGAAAAUCUCCGACUUUGGACUCUCCAGAGAUGUGUAUGAGGAGGACUCUUACGUUAAGAGGAGCAAGGGCCGUAUACCUGUCAAAUGGAUGGCGAUAGAAUCCCUCUUUGAUCACAUUUACACCACGCAAAGUGACGUUUGGUCCUUUGGCGUCCUGCUGUGGGAGAUCGUGACACUGGGAGGUAAUCCAUACCCGGGUAUUGCACCUGAACGCCUCUUCAACCUCCUGAAGACCGGCUACAGGAUGGAGAGACCAGAGAACUGCUCGGAGGAAAUGUACAACCUCAUGGUCCGAUGCUGGAAGCAAGAAUCCGACAAGAGGCCCACCUUCUCUGACAUCAGCAAAGAACUGGAAAAGAUGAUGGUGAAAAGUCGGGAUUACCUGGACCUGGCAGCGUCCACUCCUGCUGACGCCCUGCUGUACGAUGACGCGCUGUCUGAAGAGGACACGCCCCUUGUGGACUGUAAUAACGCCCCUAUCCCUCGAACCCUCCCCUCCACAUGGAUUGAAAACAAGCUCUAUGGCAUGUCAUACCCCAACUGGCCCGAGAAGAGCCCGGUACCGCUCAACAGACACGAUGCCACUAAUCCGGUCUUUACAAGAUAUGCCAAUGAUAGUGUUUAUGCAAACUGGAUGGCUUUGCCUUCGCCCGCAAAAGCUACGGACAAGCUUGAUAGCUAGACGAGGCAAGACCAGCAACGCUGUAGAAAACAUGUGCUGGUAGAUAUGUAUAUUUCUAUAAAAGUGUGUAUAGACCAUCCCGUGCUGAACUUGCUUCCCUUUCAUUUCUGUUGCACGGGUAUUCAAACCGGGGUCUCUUUUGCUGCAAAACCAGCUGGAUCGACAUGGACCGUGCUUCGUUCAGCCGUGUUGUGCAAAGUUCAUGACCUCGUGGCCACCGUGGUCGGCCAUGUUGUAUCGCUGCAUGACUGUUGUACCAGAUUGUUGUCAGCCUCGAUGUCUCUGAAGUGCCUGUGCCGCUUCCACAAUAGCCUCCAAUAGCCUCCGUACGUUCAUGCGCUACUGUGAAGAUCAUUAAAGGGGCGCCUUUACCAUCAUCUGAUGUGGACAAAAAAUGUGUGCUUUCUACUUUGGAGGACUGUGCUCCAUUAUGUCCAAAGACCGAUGUUCUGUUGUACGCAUAACGUGUUUCAAAAAACAUGAUUAUUUCUUGUUUUCUUCUGCUUCUUCUUCUUGAUUUCUUAAACACGACAAAUAUCAGUAAACGAGUGCUACUCCUGUCUGAUGACUUCAUACAGUAGGCGGUUUUCAUUUUUUGUCAUUGCAAAUAUGGAAGGGAAAAUGGACGGGUGUGUAAACUCAUGAGUAUUGUCAUUGCUAUGUUUUAUUUUCAUUGUUACAAAUAAUAAACACUACAAAUGUA